Messenger RNA from Penaeus monodon (black tiger shrimp), 1325 nucleotides. It is a transcript of the gene Nedd8, whose product is annotated as NEDD8. The transcript has 4 exons. Gene Ontology annotation, cellular component: cytoplasm; nucleus. The record is from RefSeq and is a predicted model, not a curated record. Lineage: Eukaryota; Metazoa; Arthropoda; Malacostraca; Decapoda; Penaeidae. Bases 84 to 326 code for a protein of 80 amino acids. Gene Ontology annotation, biological process: regulation of proteolysis; protein neddylation; modification-dependent protein catabolic process. Gene Ontology annotation, molecular function: protein tag activity; ubiquitin protein ligase binding.
UAAUUCGCAACCUGGAACUAGACCGCCCGAAACUUCAAGGCCCAAGAAGAAGAAGGAAAAAGUUCGGAAAAAAAUCCCCCAAAAUGCUGAUCAAAGUGAAGACCCUGACUGGAAAGGAGAUUGAGAUAGACAUUGAGCCAACAGACAAGGUUGAGCGAAUCAAGGAGAGAGUGGAAGAGAAGGAGGGCAUUCCUCCACCCCAGCAGCGACUCAUUUUCUCAGGAAAGCAGAUGAAUGAUGAGAAGACGGCAGCAGACUACAAAGUCCAGGGUGGCUCUGUGCUCCAUUUAGUGUUGGCUCUGCGAGGUGGAUGCCCCCAGUGCUAGGAUGACUGUGAUUAUAGGAGAACCCCUUCUCACCCUCUUGCUUGCCAGAGUAAGGAGAAGUAUGUUAGCUCUGCCAGGGACAAGAUCUCAGUCAGAACUGAAUGUGAGCGACAGAGAGUUGUGGUAGCUGAAGCCAGUUUGAUUAGCAAGUGGGAAAGCCUGACUAGGUCUCUCUCUCUCUCUCUCUCUCUCUCUCUCUCUCUCUCUCUCUCUCUCUCUCUCUCUCUCUCUCUCUCUCUCUUUCUUUUCUUUCUUUUUCUUUCUUUCUUUCUUUAAUUUUGUCAAACUGCAGCUUAAGAAAAUGUAGGAUCCCAAAACCACUUUUGACAAUGUCACUUGGGCAUUACAGCUUGCUAAAGAAAGUUAAUCUUUCAAAGUGGAAAUUAUUUUAUAUAAAUACUUGCUAUACACCAACAAGUAAACUCACCAGUGUUAGCACUGAAUGUUAAACCAAUUGAACCUUAAAUUUGAAUAUUUUACUGUUUUUAUGAUAUAUAAUUGUCAGAACCAAUGGACAACUCAUUUAAUUCAACUUCGUAUUCUAUGCAUAUUAAUGAAUUUAUUGUCAGUGGAUACAUUUUAUAGUUAUACAUACAUGCUUUGUAACCAUUAGAUUUUGUAAGAUCCAAGUCUCAUGCUUCACAGUUCAGUUUAUACCUUGGUAGGUAUAAUAAAUUUUCAACCACGUGAAACAUAUUCCAUCGUCAGUGGUUGAAAUAAGCAUAGUCACUUUGCUUCCUUUCCCAUUUCCCUUUCCUGUCCCUUUUGCAGUGUGCUUAUCUUGAGUUACUGUUGUUCGCAGUUGACAAAGAGAACAGUUGCAACCACUGUACUUGAAGAUCGAAAAAAGUAAAUGGAUUUCAGUAAUUUUAUUUAUUCUGUCAGUUACAUUUCAUUUAAUCCCAUCUGAAGAGUUGUACUCAGUGAGUUUUCAAUUGAUGUUCAGUGUGUAUGUCUUCUAAUAUGUUAAGAUAGUCAGGAAUACAAUUUUUUUCUAAA